Strongylocentrotus purpuratus (purple sea urchin) is the source of this 576-nucleotide messenger RNA. RefSeq lists its product as uncharacterized. The record is from RefSeq and is a predicted model, not a curated record. The coding region runs from base 73 to 576 and encodes 167 amino acids. The transcript has 3 exons. NCBI's taxonomy places the organism in Eukaryota, Metazoa, Echinodermata, Echinoidea, Camarodonta, Strongylocentrotidae.
CUUUCAACUCCUUGUAAAAAUGGAGGGACUUGCGAACAGUUAGUGACGUCGUUUCUAUGUACUUGCCCUCCGAUGUUCUACGGUCCAGUGUGUGAGUGUCCCGUACUCCACACACCUGAUGUGGGUGAUACCAGACGGUACGCCUUUCCUGGCUUCUGGAUUGCUGAGAAUGUGACGUCAUUUGACUUCAUGGUCAGCGCUGACAAUGAUGCGCACAUUGGACUCUUCGCAAGUAACGUGUCAGACGAAAAAUACGAAAUUGUUAUCGGUGGAUGGAACAAUGCUCGUAGCGUUAUCGGACGAAGUGCCAGUUCCGAUCUUUUGACUUGGAGAGAAUUAUCUCCUCAACAAGACUUCCGUCUGACAGGAAGUCCAGUUUUUGACCACUACCAGCUAUCCUUCGCCAACGGUUAUAUUAAGUUAAGUCGUUAUGAUACACAACUAGCCUUUAUAGACGCCACUGACCUGGAUCCUCUUGCAAUCAACUGCGUCGGAAUAAUGACUGGGUAUGGAUCAGUAGGGUAUUGGAAAUUCCCGACAUUCUGCCAGGAAAGCCAAAACAAGGAUCAUGCAUAA